UCAUUCAUCAAUCACUCUUGUGUUUUGGUGAUGUGACGAUGUAAUUCUGUUUGGCUUUUGUUUUUAUUAAAUUUAUGCGUAAAAUAAUUUAAAAGAACUAUUUUCAUAAUUAGUAAUUGCUUGUGCGUUUAAUGAGCGUUAACAUUGUGGACUAAAGUGAAGUGUUAAAUAAAAGUGCUUCACAGCGGAAUAACAUAUCGUCUAGACAUUACCAGGAACAUUAGCCAGUACCCAGUAAGCAACGAAACAAACAAGGAACCUAAUUUGAAUGCAUAUUGUGACGUAAUCGCGCCAAAACAAACGAUUUGUUAUGGAGACUCGGUUCAGAAUUGCGUGAACAAAAGUCGAGAUGUGGCGAAAAAUUGCGACGGUUUUGCUGCUGGUGGCUACGGCGAGCGCACUCCUCGAAGGACCAAAUGUCUGCACCAGGCAGGAACUGUACACAACGACAAUACGUGUAUCAGAGAAUCAACCCUACCAAGUAAAGGAGUACGCGUGGUGUUUGAACAUUCCGCCGCGAUGUUCGAAGUAUACAAUUAAGUUUCGUCAAAUAUUCAAGACCGAGACGCUGCCCAAGUACAGGCCAGUGCAAGAGUGCUGCUCAGGCUACGCACCUGAUAAGCAUGGAGUCCAGUGCGUGCCGGUGUGCAUAGAGAAGUGCGAGCACGGCAAAUGUGUGGCGCCGAAUACGUGUGCGUGCGAGCACGGAUAUGGGGGCCCGGCCUGUGAUAUAUCCUGCCCCGAAGGCAAAUGGGGUCGUAACUGCCAGAACUCAUGCCACUGCCUGAACGGGGGUACCUGCGAGCCGCUGACGGGCGAAUGCGCGUGCGCCCCGGGCUGGCGCGGGCGCUCGUGCGAGCGUGCGUGCGCCCCGCCCACUUUUGGCGACAACUGCGACCAGAAGUGCCAGUGCCAAAACAAUGCUACGUGUAACCCUGCCACUGGGGCUUGCACCUGCUUGCCAGGUUUUACAGGACCGCUAUGUGAACAGCAUUGCCCAGGCAGUGACCCCUGCCCCCAGGGCUGUCGCUGCCAGAACAAAGGAACCUGCGAACUUUUCACGGGCGAGUGCGACUGCACUCCCGGUUGGACCGGGGAAGUUUGCGCCAACAAAUGCCCAACGGGAAGAUGGGGCGAGAAGUGCGAGCGGACGUGCGAAUGUGCCAAUGGUGCGGGCUGCCACCACGUGACUGGCGUGUGCCAGUGCGAAGCCGGGUACACCGGGGAAAAAUGUCGUGACGUGUGCCCGCUCGGUCACUACGGUGUGGACUGCUUGGGCAACUGCUCCUGCCAACAUGGCGGCGAGUGCAACCCUCGCAACGGGUCGUGCACGUGCAAACCGGGCUGGAAGGGCGAAUUCUGCCAAGUGCGAGCUUGCGAGGACGGCAAGUGGGGUGCACGGUGCGAUAAAGAGUGCGAGUGCAACCCGGAGACCACUGAUAUGUGUGACCCUUGGACCGGCGCGUGCGAGUGCGCAGCGGGAUGGAGCGGCGAAGCGUGCUCGCGCCAGUGCCCGCUGCUAACGUACGGCAAGGGCUGCCGAAGCACUUGCCGCUGCGAGAACGACGCCCACUGCUCACCUGUUAACGGAUCUUGCCUAUGUGCGCCGGGCUACCGCGGCCUGCGCUGCGAGGAGCGCUGUCCCUACCCGCUGUACGGAGACAACUGUGCUGAUACAUGCGACUGCCACAACAACGCCAGCUGCUCGCACGACACCGGCGAGUGCACUUGCACGCCAGGAUUUGACGGUUUGAAAUGUGACCGUCCAUGCGAUGGAAAAAGGUUUGGCUUGAAGUGCCUUCAACCUUGUGACUGUGAAAAUGAUUCACCAUGCAAUCCAAUUAACGGCGAGUGCGUGUGUGGCGCGGGCUACCAGGGCGCGCGCUGCGAGCGGCGCUGCCCGGCCGGCUUCUUCGGCCAGGGCUGUCUCCACGCCUGCAACUGUUCCUCAAACUCCAAGGGCUGCGACCACGUCACAGGACAAUGUAUAUGCGAGGCUAGCUGGGGAGGCGUAAGGUGCGAGACCCAAUGUCCUGAAGGGUACUACGGCGAGCAGUGUUCCGAGCGGUGCCAGUGCUUGAACAACUCGUCGUGUGACUCGGUCGGGCAAUGCAUGUGCGCCGCCGGCUGGACUGGAAGCAACUGCAGCCAGCCCUGCCCUCCUGGUACUUACGGCGCGGGAUGCUCACAGCGCUGCCCUAAUAACUACCUCGGUAACACAACUUGCGAUCCCGUGACAGGCUUCUACACGUGUCCAAGUGGUUACACGGGGGUCACUUGUGAGUACCCGUGUCCACUCGGAACGUACGGAGUCAACUGCGAAGGAAAAUGCAACUGCAAGAACGGCGCUGAUUGUCAUCAUGUUACUGGGGUGUGCCAAUGCCUGCCGGGCUGGCGCGGGGCCCGCUGCGACGUGGGCUGCGGGCCGGGCUGGUGGGGCACGGGGUGCUCGCAGCCCUGCCGCUGCGCGCGCGGCGCCGCCUGCCGCGCCACCGACGGCAACUGCCGCUGCCCGCCCGGCUACACCGGCGAUUACUGCACGCAGUUCUGCCCCGAGGGCUACUUCGGCGACCACUGCAUGGAAGCGUGCAACUGCUCGGCGACGGGCAACUGGGUGUGCGACCCCGUCAUCGGCUGCGCCUGCCACCGCCACUUCGUCGGCGACAACUGCGACGUGCACGCGAGUGAGCCAAUGGUCAUCGGCCGCGCUGAAGCAGGCUCGUCGAGCGGGCUGACGGUGGCGAUGGUGGUGCUGUCGCUUCUGUGCUGCUGCUGCGCCGUGCUGGUGCUGCUGUACUACCGCAAGCGCGUGCGCCACCUCAAGCGGGAGAUCGCGCACGUGCACUACACCGCCUCGCCGCACUCGCAGCCAGAACAACAACACUUCGACAACCCAGUUUAUUCGUUCCAAGGGUCGACGCGCGGCGACGACUCGACCACACUGCUCAACAACGCCAACCAAAUACUGAACAACUUGGGCGGCAAACUGAACAACACUACGAUGGAGAAACUGCGAAUGCGUGCCAGCGGUUCUACUGACACAUCGUCGAGCACCUACGAUCCGCUGUCAUCCCUGAAGAACAAGGACGCGGAUGCGAACAAUCCUAACCUAUACCACUUUAUUGACGAUGACAAUAAGUUGGAUCACGUCUACGACGAGAUAAAGCACAAGGAGGGCUACGAAAUGGAAUACGACCACCUAAACUACACGCCGCCGGUCAACAAGUGGAAGCAGCACUACCAGAGGAUGGCCAACGGCUUCCCGGCCGCCGCCUCGCCCGCGGCCUCCCCGCCGCCGUCCAUCCCGCCGCUGCCCAAACUUAACGUGGCGCCCGCGCCGCCCCCCCGCGGCCUCGACCGCCCCGCCUCCCCCCUCGAGGAAACACCACCCGUCCCCCCGACGAGGGACGAGGACACCCUCCCUCUCCCCCCCGCCCGGGAAGCCACCCCGCCGCGCGACGAGCCCCCGGCUUUACCUUGACGCCCGGGACUGUGAUCCACUCUCGGAGGUUAGUGUCGAAUGAGAUACGAUAGCAUUAAAGUACCUUUAUAUUUUGUACCGCCCGUUGGUCGAAAGAUAUUUUUGUAGCGGCUCCUUUGAGCGUUUUUAUGAUGCGACCGGUGCGUCUCGUGAAUUAUUUCGGUGAAUGAUCUCUUCCCGCUUUUGUAAUUAUACUUUUAACGAGUAGUGCGAUGCUUUAAAUGAAUUAUAUUCUGUAUUAUUUAUUUAUUGUGUUGAUGUAGUUCGACGGUUACGAGUGACGAUGCCAUAUUGUCGCGAUUAGAGUUUAUUUGGAAUCGAUAAAAAUGUUAAAUCUAAAUAAGAUUGUGUAUUGGCCCGUUUCUGUUGAAAUGUUGUAUUACGUGUAAAUGACGUACAUAUCGAAUCGUAAUAUCGUAAUUAGGUAGAAGUACAUAAUAAAAAUAUUAUAUUGAUAUUACCU
This is a messenger RNA of Ostrinia furnacalis (Asian corn borer), 3944 nucleotides long. It is a transcript of the gene drpr, whose product is annotated as multiple EGF like domains draper. The record is from RefSeq and is a predicted model, not a curated record. The transcript is spliced from 20 exons. Gene Ontology annotation, molecular function: zinc ion binding; scavenger receptor activity; protein binding. Lineage: Eukaryota; Metazoa; Arthropoda; Insecta; Lepidoptera; Crambidae. The coding region runs from base 350 to 3481 and encodes 1043 amino acids.